Messenger RNA from Hippocampus zosterae (dwarf seahorse), 5685 nucleotides. Its product is annotated as cytoplasmic dynein 2 heavy chain 1-like. Gene Ontology annotation, cellular component: dynein complex. NCBI's taxonomy places the organism in Eukaryota, Metazoa, Chordata, Actinopteri, Syngnathiformes, Syngnathidae. Gene Ontology annotation, molecular function: ATP binding; minus-end-directed microtubule motor activity; dynein light intermediate chain binding. Gene Ontology annotation, biological process: microtubule-based movement. The record is from RefSeq and is a predicted model, not a curated record.
GGCUACGGCGGAAGAAGCAAGCUCCCCGACAACCUGAAGCAACUGUUCCGGCCGGUGGCCAUGUCGGUCCCGGACAACCGCGUGAUCGCGGAGGUGCUGCUCUACGCCGAGGGGUUCACCCAGGCCAAGCAGCUGUCCUUCCGAAUCACCACCCUUUUCACCUCCCUCAGGCAGCUACUGUCCCCCCAGCAGCACUACGACUGGGGCCUGCGAGCCUUAAAGACCAUUUUGGUGGUGGCGGGCAGACUGAUCUUUGAGUCGAGGAGCAAAGGCGCCGGGGAGGGGGAGCUGCUUAUCCAGGCGAUCAGGGUUAACACUCUCAGCAAGCUUGCCUUCCAGGACCUUGACAAGUUCGAGAGCCUGCUCGCCGACGCCUUCCCCGGUGAGCCCCUCAACGACAUCUCUUACCCGGAACUCACCGCCAAAAUCCAGCUGGCCCUGCAGGAGCAGAAGCUUGAGCUCAUGCCAGGACAGUUGCAGAAAAUCCUGCAGUUUUACGAGGCCACUCAGCAGCGGAUCGGAGCGGUGCUGGUGGGGCCCUCGGGGUCAGGCAAAACCACGAUCUGGAGGACUCUGAAACGGGCCAUCGAGAUGCUCGACAAGACCGUCCACCUCUACCUCAUCAACCCCAAGUCCAUGCCCAGAAGUGUUCUCCUGGGCAGCAUGAACCACUCGACCCGCGAGUUUUCGGAGGGGGUUCUCACGACUGCCGCGAAGGACGCUGUUCGCCAACCUGCUGACGAGCUCUGCUGGGUGGUCCUCGACGGCGACAUCGACCCUGAGUGGGUGGAGUCGCUCAACAGCGUGCUGGACGACAACCGACUCAUGACCCUGCCGACUGGCGAGCGAAUCAGCUUCGGGAGGAAUGUCACUUUCCUGUUCGAGACGGACUCGCUCCAGUUCGCCUCGCCCGCGACUAUCUCCCGGAUGGGCAUGAUCUACCUCAACAGCCAGGACGUCACUCUGCAGGCCAUGAUCAAGGGCUGGUUCAACCAACUACCCGAGCAGCACCAGCAGCCUCUCAAGCCCUUCCUAACUCCUAUCGAGAAGAUCGCUGAGGGGGAUGGUAAAAAAGCUUGGCUCCUGCGAGUGAAAUCCAGCAGCAUCACGACCCUGCAGCCCGGCCCCAGACAGCCCUUGGCCCCUGGCAAGUGGCCAGUCGUGCAGUCGAGGGCCCUACUCGGAAACCUGACCGUCCUGGUCCCGUGGAUCCUCCAAGGCAAGUCUGCGCUGGUGGUGGGGCCCUAAGGCUGCGGCAAGGGCGUGCUGGUGGAGGCCGCGGUGGCGCAGAUCCGGGCCAAGGAAAAGAUAUAAGUCUGUGUGAUCCACUGCAACGCCAAGACAUCGAGCAGGGACAUUUUAUUCAAGCUGAAGCAGCUCUGUCUGAAAGGCAGUAGCGCGACCGGAAUCCUCAGGCCCAAGGGCUGCCAGCGACUGCUGCUAGUCCUGAAGGAGCUGAACCUGCCGCAGCCCGAUAAGUAUAACACCUGCGAGCUGGCCACCUUCCUGACCGGCUUGUUUUCCCACCACUCGUUCUACGACGAGAGUCUGGAGCAGGUAGCGAUCGCGGACAACAUCCAGUUCAUCGGGCUGGUCAAGCCAGAGUCCACGCUGGGCCGCUACCCUCUGACCACUCGCCUCAUCGCCUCAAUGCACGUGUUGGCAGUCGAGGGCGAAAUCCAGGGCCUGGAGGAGGUUGUCGGGUCCUUUGGGGGGUCUGCCUCAGGACUGCUGAAGGCUGUGACCAUGCUCAGACAGUCGUUUUCCUCAGAUGAGCACCCUCACUACUCGCUUUCCCCCCGGUUCGUCAGCAGUAUCGCCCUGGCCCUCACCCACUAUCGAGCCAGCUCCAAGGACGAAAUCGACCAGGCGCUUCUCCACGAGCUGGAUUUGCAGUACGGCAUGAGGAUGGUCACCCCCGAGCACCGACAAACUUUCGAAGGCAUUCUGGGAAAAGUAGGGUACAAGCCUGCGCUGUACAGCAACCUGGGCAAGUCCAAGCUGGAGCCGGCCUCCAGAUCGAGCCUGCAGGCCACUCUGAGCAAGGCUGCUGAAGAGGUGUGCUGGAAGGAGCAGCUGUCGACCCAGACGAUGGCGGUGCUGGCCGAGCACCGGCUGCGGGCGCUGGGCCUCAAGGAGGUCGAAAAGAUGUUGGUAAGGCUUCACAACGCGGUCAGGCGACCGAACAAUAACCCGCAAUUCUUCAUGAACGCGGUGACCAACUACGCAUCGAUCUUCCAGAAAGUGCGGGGCAGCAAGGAGGCCCAGGCGGUCAGGCUCAAGGCCGGCCUCGCGAAACUGGAGGAGGCCAACGAGGUGGUCAAGCAGCUCAGCCAGCAGGCCAAGAAGGAGGAGGCCAAGCUCACUGCCAAGCAGAAGGAGGCUGACAAGGCCUUGGUCAACAUCACUGCGGCCAUGAAGGAGGCCGCCGAGCAGAAAGCCGAAACUGAAAAAAUAGAAGAGACUCUGCGCAUCGAGGAAGUCCACAUCAAGUCCGCGAAGACCCAGGUCGAGGGCGAGCUGAUGAACGUGCAGCCCCUGAUUGACGAGGCCAAGCGGGCAGUCGGUGGCAUCUCCAGGAGCAACAUCGACGAAAGAUCACUGAAAGCGCCGCCCGAGCUGAUUGCGAUCGUGCUGAAGGGGGUGCUGCGGAUGUUCGGCAUCAUGGACAGCUCCUGGAACGCCAUGAAGAAUUUCCUGAAGGAUCGGACCAUCCUCGACCAGAUCCUGGACUUCGACCCCCGGCGGAUCACUCCCGAGAUGCGGCGGGACUGCGAAGCGUAGAUCAACAGCAACCCGAGCUACUUUAACCGGGACAACGCCUACCGCGCCUCGCAGGCGAUCGGCCCCCUCAGCGAGUGGAUCCGCGCAGUGCUCCGCUACAGCGAGGUCACCCAGCGCAUCAAACCCCUCGAAGACUCAAAGAACGAGCUCGAGCACAAGCAGAAGUCCAUCGAGCAGCUCAAGGAAAGUUUUGCUCGGACCACCGGCGAGGCCCAGCUGCUCAAGUCCAGCCUGGAGACCACCCAGGCCCAAAUCAGCAAGGCUACCCUCAUGCUUUCCAAGCUGGCUGCCAUCUGCGCGCUCAACUCCGCCUUCAUCACCUACCUCACGCCUGAGAACGAACUCGGUCGGGCGGCCCAGCUGGCCACCUGGAAAGAGGUCCUGCCGCUGGACUUCUCGUUCCUGCGCAGCAUCACCUCGGAAGCGGCCCUCUCGAAAGAGAAGAAGCUGGGUCUGGGCAGUGACCAACUCACACUCGAGAACUGCAUGGCAGGGCUGUUUUCGGGCAGGAGCAGUCUGUUCAUCGACCCAGAGGGGCAGACCGAUAGCUGGCUCGCGGCCCACUUCAAGGAGGAGCGCCUCGAGGUGAUCGGCCACUCGGACAAACGCUUCGUGAAUUCCCUCGAACUGGCUGUCAGGUUCGGGAAGACCCUGCUCGUGCGGGACCUGGAUGAGGUCGAGCCCAUUUUUGUGCCCCUCCUGCGCAAGGACCUGACUCGCCAGGGUGCCAGGUCCCUGGUCCGCGUGGGGGACAAGGUGGUCGACUGGAGCGAGGACUUCAGACUGAUCCUCACGACCCGAAACGUGCAGAUCUAGCUGCAGACCUACCACCUGGCGGCGCUGCAGGUUCUGAACUUCACGGUGACCAGGUCCGGCCUCGAGUCCAAGCUGCUCUCCCAGGUCAUUAACGAAUACUACCCCGAGGUGGAGAAGCAGAAAGCAGAGCUGGUGGAGAAGGAAGAGUUGAUGAAGGUCGACAUGGCCGGCAUCGAGGACAAGCUGCUGGAGCUGCUGGCCUCAUCGACUGGCAACAUCCUCGAGAACGACGAACUGCUCGCCUCCCUGAACGACUCGAAGGAGAAGAGCGAGGUGAUCAAGAAGGCGCUGGAGGAAGGGUCCCGCCUGCAGGCCGAGCUCGACCAGCAGCGGGAGGCUUUCAGGCCGCUGGCGGAGUCGGGCGCCUCUAUGUUCCUGACCCUGGCCAGCCAGGAGAAAGUCAACCCGAUGUACCGGUUCUCGCUGUCCUUCUUCACCGACCUGUUCAAGAAGCUGACCUGCAUUCUGGUCAAUGCCACCGCCCCCGCCAUGCUCAAGGAGGACCGCCUGGUGUUCGCCGUCAGCCUGGCCCACGCACUCAACCCUACCCAGUUCGGCCCCGGCGAGUUUGACUUCCUGAUCGGCGUCUCAAACACGAACCCUGCCAGGCAGAGGCUGCCCGGCUGGUGCAAGGACACCCAGUCGCAGGCAGCCUUCGACCAGCUGUGCGAGCUGCCCGCCUUUCAGAGUGUUCGAUUCGACAACUCAGAGUGGGAGGCCUGGCUCGCACACCCCACCCCCGAGGCUGAGCAAGGAACUUUGUCAACAAAGCUGACGACCUUUCAAAUGAUUCUAGUGAUCAAGGUGUUCAAGCCCGAAAGGCUGGUGGCCGCGCUCGAGGGGUUCGCUAGCAGACUGCUCGCCAUCCCCAACAUCAAGGCAAGGAAAUCAGUGUCAAAUAGCUGGCUGCAGACAAAAAGGCUCCUGUUCAUCACCACGCCCGGCUUCGACCCCACCAAGGAGAUCGAAGAAGAGGCUCAGCGCAAGGGCCGGCAGCUUGUGCAGAUGUCGAUGGGAGGCGGUCAGAAUGAGCUGGCAGUGGAAAUGCUGCGGAGGGCAGAAGCCGGAAAGUGGGUGGUCCUUAAGAAUCUGCACCUCGUCGUCCCCUUUCUCAGCCAGCUUGAAAAGGUCAUUCGCGCUCUGCCAGUCAAGGAGAGCUUCAGAAUCUUCUUGACCACGGAGGCGCACCACUCGUUCAACCCGGUGCUGCUCUAGAACUGCACCAAGGUGUACUACGAGGCCCCGCCUGGGCUCAAGAGGAACCUCUCACGGGCUGAGUUCAAGGACAACGACGGGAAGCUGGGCCUAAAGUUCGUCAUCGCCUUCUUCCACGCCGUGCUGCAAGAGCGCAGGACGUUCAUUCCGCAGGGGUGGAGCAAGUUUUAUGAAUUCGGGCCGGGCGACCUCCGAGCAGCAUGGACGAUUGCGGAUAGCGACCGGGCGAAGGACUGGAAUGCUCUCAGGGGUCUACUCCAGGAGGCCAUCUACGGCGGCAGGAUCGACACGAGCGCAGACCUUGCCAUUCUGCAGUGCUACAUCCGCAAGUUCUUCAAUGACGAGGUGCUCGGGGGCAAGGCUCUGAUGCCGAACUUGUCGGUCACCAAAUCGUUGUCAUUUGAUGGAGCCAAAAAGCUUAUCCUCGGCCUCGCUGAGAAGGAUGACCCAGAGAACUUCGGGCUGCCGAGCAAUGCAGACAAAGCCGUGCAAAGGCUUGCCUCCGACCAGCUGCUCAAAAUCCUGAGGAACCUGCAGCUCCCGACUUCUUCGGAGCUGCGAUUCUCUAAGGCGGUGUGGGCCAAGCUGCUGAACCCGCUGCUGGGCCGUUGGAAGCAGCUCGCAGAGACCCUGCCGAGGCACAAGCUCGAGGAUGCCUAGAUACGUGCUUCUGACCCGAUCGAGUCUUUUGUGUUUCUAGAGGUUCAGAAAUGCGAGCUGCUGGUCUCAACAAUUUCAGGGAACGUCCAUGAGCUUGACCUAGUCCUUAACGGCAAGCACGUACUCACAUCCGACUCUGAGAAGGUGGCCAAGAGCCUGCUGGCAGGGACGGUUCCUGCUCAGUGGUCGCAAGUGUGGGACGGGCCCUAA